CUGUGUUUCAAAAGCCUGUUGACUCUUCUGCAAGGGAGUGCAGCAUCCUCUAUCUCUUUACCCACUUGGGUUCUACUCAGAUCUGCUUGCAAAAGGAUCCAUGAGCUACGAAAACAUGAAUGAUGAAGACUAUAGCACCACUUAUGACACCGUCCAAACAGAGACGGUGUAUGAAGUUCCAGACCAGCCAGCAGAAAAUGAAGGUCCCCUUUAUCAUAACAUCCAUGAAGACUUGAGCUCAGAAAACAAUUUAUAUGCCACUGAGCUGGAAACCCAUGACUAUGAAUCUGUAUCAGCUUAUGCUGUCGGGAGUGAGGAAAACAGCUUGGCUUUUUCCCAACCAGAAGAAGAAGGCUACUUCCCGUUUCUGGCGAUAUGUCCUCCGGCCCCGUAUCCUCAACCAGGUGAGCCCCAGGAGGAUGGGAACAUCUCAAUGGAAGAAUUAUACUCACCAAUUCAGGACCAGGAGACGACCCCAGAAGAGCCACAGGAGAACAGACGCAUGAUGGAGGGGAACCUGCCUUCUCCUUCAAGCUUCACCGUCCAGACGCGCAGUGAAUAUUCCCUCACCGGCUAUUCUGCUGCCAAUGAUUUAGAAGAAGACGAAUCAGCUUCCACAAACCCCGAGAUCUUCCUCUUUGUGAAGGCUGGGAUCGAUGGGGAAAGCAUCGGCAACUGCCCCUUCUCUCAGCGCCUCUUUAUGAUCCUCUGGCUGAAAGGAGUCGUGUUCAAUGUCACCACUGUGGAUCUGAAAAGAAAGCCAGCCGACCUGCACAACCUCGCCCCUGGCACCCAUCCGCCCUUCCUGACCUUCAACGGGGAUGUGAAGACGGACGUCAAUAAGAUCGAGGAGUUCCUGGAGGAGACUCUGACCCCUGAAAAGUACCCCCGGCUGGCUGCAAAGCACCGGGAAUCCAACACAGCAGGCAUCGACAUCUUCUCCAAGUUCUCUGCCUACAUCAAAAACACCAAGCAGCAGAACAACGCUGCCCUUGAGAGAGGCCUGAACAAGGCACUGAAGAAACUGGAUGACUACCUGAGCACCCCUCUGCCAGAGGAGAUCGACGCCAACACUUGUGGGGACGAUGACAAGGGGUCCCGGCGCAAGUUCCUGGAUGGGGAUGAGCUGACCCUGGCCGACUGCAAUCUGUUGCCCAAACUCCACGUGGUCAAGAUUGUGGCCAAGAAAUACCGCAACUAUGACUUCCCAGCAGAGAUGACAGGCCUGUGGCGGUACCUCAAGAAUGCCUACGCCCGGGACGAGUUCACCAACACCUGUGCCGCUGACUCAGAGAUCGAGCUGGCCUACGCCGACGUCGCCAAGCGCCUCAGCCGAUCCUGAGCACGGCCACCUCGGCCACCUCGCCCCGUCACUGCUGCAGAACUCGGCUUCUCCCAAAGGACUCCUCUUCACAGACCCCCCUCCACUUUGCCUCGGGACACAUCUUUAAUGGUCAGGCCACGCCUUGCUGGCAUCAUUCGAACUCCAGCCUGGUCUGCGCCAACCCAUCUGAUCACACAGGACUCCGCAAGCAGAAAUGCUAGACAUAGUCAAGCUCUCAGCCUUUGGGUUCCGUCUGGGUUCAGCGUAUUUGGGGUCAGUGUUGCAGAACCCACAUACGGGAUUGUCACUGGCCCCUUCUGCCAAUAUCAAAAUAUCUCCUCAGAUGCAUUAGAAACAUGCAACGCCCUGUUCUCUUCCUUCCUCCUCUUUGUCGGUAACUCCAAGGCCAAGGACAAAUACCAUCUUAGUUCUUAUUACAUAAAGAUCCCCUGCUCUUAGGGGGUCGGAGAGAGUGAAUGGAGAGGGACCGAGCAGGCUGUGGAUUUUGACAUCUGGAAGACACACCUGGCAUCACUUACUACUUCCUGACAUUCCUGGACACCGAAGGCCAGACUGGAAAACCACUUCAGGCCCAGUCUCGGUUCGCUGCAGUGCUCUGACGGUCACAAUGCCAUCGUGCCUGGCUGACACCGACCUCCGUGUUUAUGCUGUUCAGGCCUUGCCAGGAAAGGAAAUUGGCAUCAAUUCCAAACUGGGGGCACGGGGAUGGGGCGGGGAGGGGAGCAGUGUUGAUGCCAAAAGGCCCUCGGGGGUCUACCAGCCACGGGGUUGCUUGCUUAGGGGUAGUUGCUUCCUUGCAGGUUACAUGCCUGGGUUUGACUCUGUUUAUCUUCGAGGGAAUAUUCGUCUGUGAGAAAGUAGAUGAGCGUGGGAGGUGGAGGGAUGAGUGAAGAUUUAAAAAAUCCUUUAUGAUGCUCAAUGUUCCCUGGAAAUUUUGAAGACAGGUCUUCUCUCUCAUAAGCUAAGUCUUGAACUGAUGUUGUCAUGUAACUAGCAACCUGAUAGCAAGAACCCAAGUAUUGGCCAAAAAUGACUUUGCAGGCUCUUCAGGUUGUUCCUGGAUACGGGUCUGCUACCUGGGGGCUCGCAGGCAGCCACUCCAGGCUGACCCAGCCGCAGCCUCCCCUGGGAGAGAGUCACAAUGAGGAGGUGGCAUGGUCAUGGAACCUUAGGAAGAAAGUCCUUGAGCUUUUCUGACUGGGAAACCAUGCGGUUUGAGCUUGAAAAAAACAGGUGUGCCCAUGUGGGUUAAUGUUCCUACCACCUGACUCAACGACCCGAUGAACAAAAGGAAACUAUUUUUUAGAUAAUAUUGCUCUCCUAAGUCCUUCUUCUGGAGUUUCGCCUCCUUAAAAUCUUACCCUGCUUGAGUAUGGUGACCAGUGCAGAGGAAACUAAGAGAAAUGAACUAAUCAUCAGCUCCCUCUCCCAGGAACGCCUGUGUGAGGAAAUCCACCGCCACAGACCCUCACCUUCAACAAUCCUCCCUUCUGUGUUGCCUGCCGGUGGAGAGUGAGGUUCCCAAAUGCCGGAAAGCCCCAGGACUUGGCUCAUUGCUCAGGGAGGGCAGGACAGCAUGGGUCCUCGCCAUACAAACACCAACAAAUUCCAGCCCAAGCAACCCCCGGAACUAGCUAUCUCCAGGGAUCUCAGGAGAAAAAGGGGACCCCUUGAUCAGAGCAGAGGGGAGGAAACGGGGUCUCCUUCAGCCCCCUGAGGAAGAGGAAAUUGCUCAGUAGGACGUUUUAUAAGCCUGAGAGUUUGGAAAAAGCAGAAUGAGUUGAUUCAUUUCCACCUCUAAAGGGUCCUUUCCACAAUUCCCUGGAAACUUGUCUCUCCCCGCUCCAAGGUGUUUAAAAAGGAGACAUGGUGAGGAAAUAGUCCUUUUGCCAUAAGGGAAAGCCCGCGACUGGCCUUCUGGGGGAUGAAAGCUUGAAUGAUCCCAGGAGGCCUUUUCAUUAGUGUGAAAUCCUUCCCCACCUUCACAGCUCAGGCCACGACCCUAAGGCAGCCUGCUUUCCUGAGCCCCUCCGUGGCGCUGUUCUAGAAGCAUAUUCGGGGAACAGAGAAAACAGGGAGCCCAGGCGGGCCAGCUCCCCCGGAGGUGUUGGCACCCACUAACAACCCUGACUGGAUACUCAGAAUUCCAACAACUGGCGAGUCUGUAAAAGCAGUUUUUAAAAACAAACAAGCCAAACCAAAUCAAUAUUAUUGUUUCUAGAUGUUCCUUCUGUGGCUGACUCAAUUUUACAUAAAUAACACUAAUAGGCACGGGGUGGGGGCCAUUAUGAUUAAUUAUAACCAUUUAAAAGAGGGGGAGGAGUUAGAGAUGGAAAGAGACUUAAUUCAGGAAUAUCUUUUUAUUUCAACAUUAGAUUAUUAUAUAAUGCAACUAUUGACUUAGAGAUUGAAGGUCUUAUGGCCAGAUUUAUCAGAGUAUUUUAAAAUAAUAAUAAUAAUAGUAUUACCUUCUGAUUAUUUUUUUUUAAAAAGAGAUUUUUCUUCAGCCUUCUGAGGCGAGGCCAUCACCUUGUCAUAUACACAGCAAAUCAUCUCCCAGCAAGUGUGGUAGGCUCUUAGGUGUCCCCAGGACGAACUCACGGAGUCUUGAAGGUUUGCAGUAUGGUCCUACACUCCAGAGUUUUAAGAUAGGAGGCAACCCUUGUCAUGGGUCCUGAACGAACAUUGCUCCCGCAGAAAGCAUUUCAGUGGCCCCAAAAAGGGUUGAAAUCCUAUUUGUUUGUUUUUUAAUUUAUCUCCUGCGACUUUCACAUAACUUUUUUUUGUGUGUGUGUGUGUGUGUGUGUGUGUGUGUGUGUGUGUGUGAGGGGCAGAGGCAGAAACAGUCAAACUCAAUGACUGUGUUGAAUUUACCCACUUACUCAGCACUGCCUACCUCUCAGGUUGGCCCAGAGUGAAGAUGUUGGGUAAGAUUUUAAUAACUCUGAAAGGUGAGCUGGAUAAGUAAAAUCUUGACUGAUCCAGAGCAUAGUUCCUUCUAUCACUGGCCUUCAUCUCUUGACAAAGGCAAUCAAAUAAUUGCCCAACAAUUCAGAAUCACAGGCACAAGUAGGAGGAUCUUGUUUGAAACGAGGGAUACAGCUACCUGGCACGAAACUAAUGCCUAGAAAAGUGAAAAACACUCCUUCGGUUCCUUUGGCCACAGGAUCUCAGACUAGGCUCAGCUUUCCAGGACACAGUGCUGUCCUUUGUGUCCACUUCUCCUGCUGUGGGGGGGGGGCAGUGAGGAUCUUUAAUUUUCAUUAGAAAAACCAUAUUUUCUAGCAUUUGUCAAAUGAAGCAACAGAAGCUCUUCACCACACCAGUGCCCAUCGGCCACUUUGCCAACAGACAAUACAAAACAUCAUAGAGUUGUCACAAAGUGAUCACACCUGGAAAAGACCCUGAAGAUCCAAGAGUCCCAGGAAAGUCUGGAAAAAUAAAAGUAAAAGGGAGGCGGAGUCAGGAAGGUGCAGGUCUAUCUACAGGAGUUUCUCAUCCUGAGAAACCAGUGGGAGUCUGAACCUAAACUUAAUUGGCCCAGAAGCAGCAGGUAGCCGGGAGGGGCUGUGAGUCUCAGCCCCGUUCCUACUGGCCUGGAGCCAUCUUGGAGCAGAGUGGAUUAAAAGGACAGAGUCUCUGACUUUGGAAAGGUGAAGCAUGAACUCAUAGUCAAACUUCAGUCCACUAUUCCCAAGGGAUCACUGGCUUAGUUUUGUGUCUGACAUGAAAAAGAAUCUUAAGCAUUAGACAGAGAUAUGUGCCCGCAAAGCACCCUGGUUCCGAUGUCGGGAACACUGAGGGGUCACAGCACUGGCUUUGGGCCCCUUCUGCACACAAGGCCUAUUGUCUUCUGUUCAUCGCUCUUCAGCCCUCAAACCAAACAGCAGGUGUCGCCUCAGGGAGGCAUGUUCCUCUCCCUUUGUCAAUAUUCUCCUCCCAGCUUAGUUUCAGUACCCUUUCAUUUCAUAAUUGGGUAUGAUUCAGGUGUGCACCAUUUUAUUUAAUAUCACUGAAGGAAAUAGAUCCAAACCUUCCCUCCCCGACCAAACAUAAAAUAAAAGAUGGCCUCGCGAGAGGGUUUGGGCUAAUCUGUGUGUCUAUAAAAGCCAUCUGUUUUAUGGCAAAACAUAGUUUUAAGGAACCAGUUAUCUACGGUAUAUUUUAUGUAGCCUGAGAUUUCACAAUCUUGACUAUACAUAUAUUUAAAACAUAAAAUGCCCAGCUGAUGUUUGAAUUUGUCUUACUUUCCUGACCACCUGGUUGUCCCAUUUGAUAAGCUGGAGAGUUAACUAAUUUAGCAGAAGAUGCCUAGAUUUUAGGAAAGAACAAACAUCUCAUGUAAUAAAGACACUUGAUUUUCUCAAGACCUUUAACUGUGGUGAUAAAAUAACAGGACUUGCUUUCCAGCCUUAAUGAAUGUAAAAUGCCUUUUAAUGAAGAUAUUGCUGAAUGUUUUCCUCAUAUGAACCGGUUAUAAAUUUGUUUUCCAGUCUCGAUUGGUAUUGAUUGAUUCAAAUAAAGUUGGUUUAUUUUCAAAUAUUA
Messenger RNA from Myotis brandtii (Brandt's bat), 5890 nucleotides. It is a transcript of the gene CLIC5, whose product is annotated as chloride intracellular channel 5. The transcript is spliced from 6 exons. The record is from RefSeq and is a predicted model, not a curated record. NCBI's taxonomy places the organism in Eukaryota, Metazoa, Chordata, Mammalia, Chiroptera, Vespertilionidae. The coding region runs from base 101 to 1342 and encodes 413 amino acids.